This is a messenger RNA of Chelonoidis abingdonii (Abingdon island giant tortoise), 2884 nucleotides long. Lineage: Eukaryota; Metazoa; Chordata; Testudines; Testudinidae. The record is from RefSeq and is a predicted model, not a curated record.
CGCCGUUGAGGUCGCCAUGGUUACGGGAGAAGCGGUUGGUAACGGUUGAGGCGGAGGUAAGCGGAGCUUAAAAUGCGACCACCAUAUGGAGAGACUGGUCCAGAAAAGGGAAUCAAGGAGGAAGUUAAUGAGCAAGAUAUGUCAGAAGAGUCUCCAAGUGAUUGCAGAAAUGGACAUAUCCAGAUAAACAAUGAACAUAGUCUUGUAAAAACAGAACUACAGUCCCAAUCACAAGAUGUAGAGCCAGAGCCAGAAGAGGGAAUCAAAGAUGAUGUGACUGUACAAAGGAAGUCAAAAGAGAUUUUGAAUGAUUACAGUACUGGAGAUACCAUGAUAGCUGUAAAAACAGUCAUAGAUACUAUCAUAUCAAAGCUCACUUCAAGUUUAUCUAAAGAAGAUACUAAAUCUGAAGAGAAAACCAUGUACACUGUGUCCAAAAUAUAUCAACAUCAUGAGCAGCAGUCAGGUGGUGAUCAUAAACCAGUGACCGAUUCAUCCAGUGUCAAGGCAGAAGAAAACAAAGGUUGCCUUCGAAUGACGAAAAAGCUCCUGCGAGACAUCUGCAAACAGCAAAAAUUAUACAUGACCCCAAGUUUGAAUGACACACUAUAUUUACAUUAUAAAGGAUUUGACCGCCUUGAGAAUCUUGAAGAGUAUACAGGAUUAAAGUGUCUCUGGCUUGAAUGCAAUGGUUUAACAAAAAUUGAGAACCUGGAGGCUCAGACAGAGUUGCGCUGCCUGUACUUGCACCUCAAUUUAAUUAAUAAAAUUGAAAACCUGGAACCCCUGCAAAAGCUGGAUUCGCUCAACCUCAGUAACAAUUAUAUCAAGAUUAUUGAAAACCUCUCUUGUCUGAGUGUUCUGCACACUCUGCAGAUUGCUCACAAUAAGUUACAAACAGUGAAAGACAUACAGCACCUGCAGGAGUGCCCAACCAUCUGUGUCCUUGACCUUUCUCACAACAAGUUAGAUGAUCCAAAUAUUCUAAAUAUCCUGGAGACCAUGCCUGAUUUGCGUGUGCUGAAUUUGAUGGGAAAUGAAGUGAUUAAGAAAAUUCCUAAUUAUAGAAGGACACUUACUAUUCGACUAAAACAGUUAACAUACCUGGAUGAUAGGCCAGUUUUUCCAAAGGACAGAGCCUGUGCAGAAGCCUGGGCCAUGGGUGGGCGUGAAGCAGAAAAGAGUGAAAGGGAAAAAUGGGAGACCAGAGAGAGAAAGAAGAUCCAAGACAGUAUUGAUGCACUAACAGCGAUCAGGCGAAAAGCUGAAGAGAAGAAAAGACAAAGGGAAAAGGAAGAAAGAGAGAUACUCAGAGUGUGUGAAAAUAGAGGCACAACAGAGGCCCAGGAAGGAGAGGUUCCACCCACAAGUUACAGCAGCGAUGGAACUAACAAAACUUCAGGGAUUUCAAAUGCUUCUGAAGAGACACAAACUCAGAAGAUUAAGAAAUUUGUAAAUGAAAGCAUGGAGGCCCAUGAUGAAGUUUUAGCUGAAACAUCAAGUAAAGAAGAGCUGGAUAACCUGCAUACUAAUGUUACCGGUAACAUUCAGAAGGAUGGGCAAGAAGCUAAUUCUCCCAAAUGCCCAAAUUUCAGUACUAAUGAAGAAGCGAUUCUCGUAGGGAAUAUGGCUACUGAAGGUGCCCUGGUUACUGAACUGGAUGAGUCUGCAGAAACAGAGCAAAUUAAACUGGAGAUACCAGAGAAGCUUUUCAUUGAUGAACUGCCUGAUUUAGAAGAUGUGGACGUUAGUGAAUUCUCACCAGUAGAGGAAAACUCAAUCCAAAAGCAAGCAUAUCAUCCAAAGAUUGAAAUCAUUUCUGAAGUGAGUGAUGUCAAGGUCUCUGCUUCAGAGGAAAACAAAACCUUAUUUGGGAACUCAAUAACAGAAGAGAUCCCAACAGCCAUCUUUUCAAAUAUAUGUAAGGUACCUGAAGACAGUCAAAGGGAAACCACAAGACUCCUUGUAGAAGGUUUAGCAGAGCCUUGGAGUCCAGAGAGAAACUUAGAGAUCAAAGUUAAACAAGCCAAACCUUUGAAACCAUUGAUACAAGAGAUUAUUGCUGAACCAAUAGAUGAGAUACUGACAUCAGCAGCCUACAAUAAAGCGGAUGACGUAACCCCAGAGGAAUUGGACAACAAAGACAGUCACAUCAAACCCUCCUGCCCUGAGAAUAGCACUAAGGACAAAAUGGUGCAGUGCCUGGCAGAAAAUGGAGGAUCCCCUCAUAAACCACAACAAGAUAACGAGGACAUCGAGUAUGGGUUAGAUUAAGUGAUGAAUAAAAGUGGACCAAAUAUGGAAUACACCAUCUGGCCCACUAUUUGUGGUUACUCCUACUGUGGGUCCCUCAGUAAAACACCUGAAAAUACACUUCGUGUGAUGUCAUUCAUCAAAUGACUGCCUUAAUAUAGGAACUUUGUGUUCCAUCACAAAGUCAGCCAGUCAGGUUCAACAUAACAGUAUAGCCCUCAGCAGCACUACAUUAAAGUCAAGUAUUUCUGUGAAUUGAUGCCAGACAAAACUGAACCACACUGCUAUGCAGAAGAGAGGGGCUAAUUGCCAGCUUACCCACCGGUACCAAGUGCUUUAUGGUCUGAUUUUCAAAGGUGCUGAGCACCUGUAGCGCCCAUUGCAGUCUAUCACUUGUGAGCGCUCAGUACCUUUAAAAAUCAGGUCAGUAAUGUUUAAAGGUUGAAUUCAGGUUUCUUUUGAGAAGUUAUUUCUUUCAAAAAAUAGGGACGUUAAAUGUUUCAUUUAUUGCUGUAGUUUUAAUCCACUGUGUUACAUUUAUUUUUGUUCAGUCUAAAGAAAAUCCUGUUAUUAAGGUGCUGCAUUGUUAAUUUGUACAAUUUCCAUGUGUGUAUAUUCCAGCAAAUACUUA